AUGGGCUCCUCCCUGGUGCAGGGUGAUGGGGUCGUGUCGUCCCUCUUCCGGCACCGGGAGACCCAUGUUGGUCUCAACAUCUCCUGUGUUACAGCAGCCAAAAAGGCCCCCAAAGGCAAGGAUACACCAAAGGAAGCUCCUGCUAAGCCAGAUCCUGCAGAGCCCCCCAAAGAGGCCCCACCUGAGGACCAAUCCCCAACUGCAGAGGAGCCCACAGGCAUUUUCCUGAAAAAGCCAGACUCUGUGUCAGUGGAGACGGGGAAGGACACGGUGAUUCUGGCCAAGGUGAAUGGGAAGGAGCUCCCGGGCAAGCCUACCGUCAAGUGGUUCAAGGGGAAGUGGCAGGAGCUGAGCAGCAAGAGCGGAGCCCGAUUCGCCUUCAAGGAAUCCCAUGACUCUGCCAGCAAUGUGUAUACCGUGGAACUCCACAUUGGGAAAGUGGUCUUAGGGGACCGCGGGGAUUACCGUCUAGAGGUCAAAGCCAAGGAUGUCUGCGACAGCUGCUCUUUCAACGUGGAUGUGGAGGCACCCAGACAGGACUCAUCUGGUCAGAGCCUUGAGAACUUCAAACGUUCGGGUGACGGGAAGUCAGAAGAUGCAGGUGAACUGGAUUUCAGUGGCUUGUUGAAGAAGAGGGAAGUGGUUGAGGAGGAAAAGAAGAAGAAGAAAGACGAUGAUGACCUGGGCAUUCCCCCGGAGAUCUGGGAGCUCCUGAAAGGGGCCAAGAAGAGCGAGUACGAGAAGAUUGCCUUCCAGUAUGGCAUCACUGAUCUCCGUGGCAUGCUGAAGCGCCUCAAGAAGGCCAAGGUGGAGGUCAAGAAGAGUGCAGCCUUCACUAAGAAGUUGGACCCAGCCUACCAAGUAGACAGAGGCAAUAAGAUCAAGCUGGUGGUGGAGAUCAGUGAUCCAGACCUUCCUCUCAAGUGGUUCAAGAAUGGCCAGGAGAUCAAGCCAAGCCUCAAGUAUGUGUUUGAGAAUGUGGGGAAGAAACGAAUUCUCACCAUCAACAAGUGCACGCUGGCAGACGACGCUGCGUACGAGGUGGCAGUCCAUGACGAGAAGUGCUUCACCGAACUCUUUGUCAAAGAGCCUCCAGUCCUGAUCGUCACCCCACUGGAAGACCAGCAGGUGUUUGUGGGUGACAGAGUGGAAAUGUCGGUAGAGGUGUCUGAAGAGGGUGCACAGGUCAUGUGGAUGAAAGAUGGUGUGGAGUUGACACGGGAGGACUCCUACAAGGCACGCUACCGCUUCAAGAAGGACGGGAAACGGCACAUCCUCAUCUACUCUGAUGUGAGUCAGGAGGAUGGGGGGCGCUAUCAAGUCAUCACCAACGGCGGCCAGUGUGAGGCUGAACUCAUUGUGGAAGAGAAGCAACUGGAGGUUCUGCAGGACAUUGCAGACCUGACAGUGAAGGCCGCAGAACAGGCUGUGUUCAAGUGUGAAGUGUCUGAUGAGAAGGUGACGGGCAAGUGGUACAAGAAUGGGGUGGAGGUGCGACCCAGCAAGAGGAUCACCAUCUCCCAUGUGGGCAGAUUCCACAAGCUGGUGAUUGACGAUGUCCGCCCCGAGGAUGAGGGAGACUACACAUUCGUGCCUGAUGGCUAUGCCCUGUCCCUCUCUGCCAAGCUCAACUUCUUGGAAAUCAAAGUGGAGUAUGUGCCCAAGCAAGAGCCCCCAAAGAUCCACCUGGACUGCUCAGGGAAGACCUCGGAUAACUCCAUUGUUGUAGUGGCUGGAAACAAGCUGCGGCUGGAUGUGGCUAUCACAGGGGAGCCACCUCCCGUUGCCACCUGGCUAAAGGGAGAUGAGGUGUUCACAGCGACAGAGGGCAGGACGCACAUUGAGCAGAGGCCAGACUGCAGCAGCUUUGUGAUCGAGAGUGCAGAACGGGCAGAUGAGGGCCGAUAUACCAUCAAAGUCACCAACCCUGCCGGUGAAGAUGUGGCCUCCAUUUUCCUGCGGGUUGUGGAUGUUCCUGACCCUCCAGAGGCCGUUCGUGUCACCUCAGUUGGAGAAGACUGGGCCAUUCUGGUCUGGGAGCCACCCAAGUAUGAUGGAGGACAGCCAGUGACAGGGUACUUGAUGGAGCGGAAGAAGAAAGGCUCCCAGCGCUGGAUGAAGCUCAACUUUGAAGUCUUCACUGAAACAACCUACGAGUCCACAAAGAUGAUCGAGGGUGUCCUCUAUGAGAUGCGGGUCUUCGCUGUCAAUGCCAUUGGUGUCUCACAGCCCAGCAUGAACACCAAGCCCUUCAUGCCCAUUGCCCCCACAAGUGCACCCCAGCACCUCAUUGUGGAGGAUGUGACGGACACCACCACCACACUCAAGUGGAGGCCUCCAGACAGGAUUGGCGCUGGCGGCAUCGAUGGUUACCUGGUGGAGUACUGCCUGGAGGGCUCUGAGGAAUGGGUCCCGGCUAACAAGGAACCCGUGGAACGGUGUGGCUUCACUGUCAAGGAUCUUCCAACUGGAGCCAGGAUCCUCUUCCGGGUUGUUGGGGUCAACAUUGCAGGGCGCAGUGAGCCAGCCACCCUCCUUCAGCCGGUCACCAUUAGAGAGAUUGUGGAGCAACCCAAGAUCCGCCUCCCCCGCCACUUGCGUCAGACCUAUAUCCGCAAAGUGGGGGAAGCCAUCAACCUUGUUAUCCCCUUCCAGGGCAAGCCCCGGCCUCAGGUGGUGUGGACCAAGGGUGGGGCUCCCUUGGAUACCUCCCGUGUGAAUGUGCGGACCAGUGACUUCGACACGGUGUUCUUCAUACGCCAGGCGGCCCGCUCUGACUCUGGAGAAUAUGAGCUGAGUGUGCAGAUUGAGAACAUGAAGGACACUGCUACCAUCCGCAUCCGGGUCGUGGAAAAGGCAGGGCCAGCGGAGAAUGUGAUGGUGAAGGAGGUGUGGGGCACCAAUGCGUUGGUGGAGUGGCAGCCGCCGAAGGACGACGGGAACAGUGAGGUCACAGGCUACUUUGUCCAGAAGGCUGACAAAAAAACCAUGGAGUGGUUCAAUGUCUACGAACACAAUCGCCACACCAGCUGUACAGUGUCGGAUCUUAUCGUGGGCAAUGAGUACUAUUUCCGAAUCUUCAGCGAGAACAUCUGCGGUCUCAGUGACUCACCUGGUGUCUCCAAGAACACAGCGCGAAUCCUCAAGACAGGAAUCACCUUAAAACCACUGGAAUACAAGGAGCAUGAUUUCCGAACAGCCCCCAAGUUCCUGACACCGCUGACUGACCGGGUAGUGGUAGCAGGAUAUACCGCAGCUCUCAACUGUGCCGUCAGAGGCCACCCAAAGCCGAAGGUGGUGUGGAUGAAGAACAAGAUGGAAAUCCAUGAAGACCCCAAAUUCCUCAUAACCAACUACCAGGGCAUCCUGACGCUGAAUAUCCGCCGACCUUCGCCCUUUGAUGCAGGGACCUAUUCCUGCCGUGCCGUUAAUGAACUGGGGGAGGCCCUGGCUGAGUGCAGGCUGGAUGUCCGAGGUGAGGAGGAAAUGGUCCCACGCUGGCUGACCCUCAUCCAGGGCCCUUGACAAACCUACCCAGAUGCCCCAUAGGAAGGGGCUACAGGUCCUGCAAAGGUCUCAGCUCAAGCUUCAUCUUCUACCUCUCAAAUCCCACCCAGCCUCCUGCCCUUUGCCCCUGGAGACCCUCUCCUAUUCCCCAACACACCCCAGUCUCUUCAGUGUGGAUUUAUUGUCUGGUAUCUCAGCCCUGUCCCUAACUCCAGCCUGAG
Myodes glareolus (Bank vole) is the source of this 3728-nucleotide messenger RNA. Lineage: Eukaryota; Metazoa; Chordata; Mammalia; Rodentia; Cricetidae. The record is from RefSeq and is a predicted model, not a curated record.